AUGCACCUGACACACCAGGAUUCUUCUUCGGAAGCGUUCAACGCAGCUGGAGCCGCAGCGUCUGGAUCGUCGCUUGGGGAAUCGUCUGUGUCGCCUGGAUCGUCGCAUGGAUCGUCGCCUGUAGUGUCAUCAAGAUCCCUGUCUGGGGCAUCCCCAGAAUCUUCCGACCCCGCCCCCAUGAUUCCUCGCCAUUCCAGCUUGACUGCGCUCUCCAAUCCCUCUGCUGCUUCCGCUGCAACAGCAGCCCGUCACGUCCGGAGCAGCACGGGCAGCCCAAAAACGAUUUUCAGAUACGUCAUACAACCCGGGCAGGCACCACCAGGUUCUAUCAGCCAGAUCGAGAGGAACGGGCAGGAGGCGAGCAGCACGGCGGGCAGUGCUAUGAAGAGUAUCGGGGAAGGGGCGGUGGUGCAGGAGAAGGAAAGGCCUGAAAAGGCUCUAUUGAAGGAAGGUGGUGGAAGUGCUUGGGCGCCUGUGAAGGCUCCAGCUGAAGGGGCGGAAGCGCAAGCUACUCUUCGAUCCGAACCCGUGCCGCAAGGGGCCGCUGUGAGGGCCAGUGAGGGGCCCGCUGGGAAGACUUUCACUCCGGGGGGCGCCGCAAAGGGGGCUCCCGCUGUGGCUGCUGUUCAGGCUGCUCGUCGACCCGAACCCGUGCCGCAAGGGGCCGCUGUGAGCGCUUUCGCUGAGGGGGCCGCGGAGGGGGCCGCUGUGGGGGGCGUAACUUCCAACUUCAGGGCUGCGUCGCGCAGGGCUUCCCUGGGCGAGUUGUAG
Messenger RNA from Closterium sp. Naga37s-1, 771 nucleotides. The record is from the annotation of a GenBank genome assembly. NCBI's taxonomy places the organism in Eukaryota, Viridiplantae, Streptophyta, Zygnematophyceae, Desmidiales, Closteriaceae.